Molecule: messenger RNA, 252 nt
Organism: Opisthorchis viverrini
Lineage: Eukaryota; Metazoa; Platyhelminthes; Trematoda; Opisthorchiida; Opisthorchiidae
Exons: 1
Coding region: 1-252 (83 amino acids)
Source: RefSeq, a predicted model, not a curated record
AUGGCAGAAAAUGGCAUGGUGUUAGGUGAUAACCCAUCCGGGGAUACAGCGGAAAUGACGAGAAAUGACUUAAACAAGGGCGAUGCAGCCGUGAGCUGGUGGAUUAACAAUUGUAAGACGACAACGAGAAUCACUGUUCUCGGAUCAGAUAAAUGGCUGAAGGCGACUGGCUACAAAAACUUACUCACAGCAGAUGACAAAAAUAAAAAUAACGGCUGCGCCGUUCUGACGGAGCAUACAGAGGAGCGCUGA